Molecule: messenger RNA, 435 nt
Organism: Cylicocyclus nassatus
Lineage: Eukaryota; Metazoa; Nematoda; Chromadorea; Rhabditida; Strongylidae
Source: the annotation of a GenBank genome assembly
AUGGUCGCUACAUCGGCCACGGCGUUUUUGCUACUCGUUAGCCUUUGCCGGGCACUGGAUGAGGUUGACUAUUUGAAACAAUUCGGCUACUUGCCAAGCAGUGGAGCCGAAUCACAGCUUACGAGCGAUGCAGUCAGCGACGCUUUGAAACGAUUCCAGCGAAUGUUUGGCCUACCUCAAACGGGUGAAAUGGAUGAGGCAACGAGCAAUCUUAUGUCGAAAAAACGCUGUGGGGUCAAAGACGUACAGCGAACCUUACGAGUGAAGCGCUCCUUGCCUCAUCCUAGGUGGAAAUCAAACAAAUUUACCUUUCUUGGUUGCUCUCUAUUCGAUGUUUUUGCCAGCCAUCGGUUGAUAGUAGCAAUUAGCCUAUGCAGAAAACAGAGGAAUAUGACGACAGCUGCACAGUUCCUAGAAAUUUCUAUUUCAAAAUAA